AUGAAAUUGCUGGCGCUUUUGGCCGUGCUGUUCCUGGUGUCGGCGCAGGUGUUCGCGGAGGAGCUGGGAGAGCCCGACGAGCUAAACUAUUGGGCGGACUGGUCCGACGCCGAGCAAAACAAGGAGCCAUUGGCCUUACCCUUCGAGCAUUUUCUCCAGAGAAUUGCCAGGCGACCAAGACCUCAACAGUUCUAUGGCUUGAUGGGCAAACGGGAUGCUGGAUAUGGCCCUCUCUCCCAUAAAAGACAUAAAACAGAGUCAUUUGUUGGACUUAUGGGCAAAUGA
Messenger RNA from Varanus komodoensis (Komodo dragon), 285 nucleotides. It is a transcript of the gene TAC1, whose product is annotated as tachykinin precursor 1. The transcript has 4 exons. The record is from RefSeq and is a predicted model, not a curated record. NCBI's taxonomy places the organism in Eukaryota, Metazoa, Chordata, Lepidosauria, Squamata, Varanidae. Gene Ontology annotation, biological process: tachykinin receptor signaling pathway. The coding region runs from base 1 to 285 and encodes 94 amino acids.